This is a messenger RNA of Symbiodinium sp. CCMP2592, 4689 nucleotides long. The record is from the annotation of a GenBank genome assembly. NCBI's taxonomy places the organism in Eukaryota, Dinophyceae, Suessiales, Symbiodiniaceae.
AUGGCCGCCGCAGGCGCACCCAAGGAGAAAUCGCCAAAAGGAAGGCAGAGCGGGCAGCUCAGGCAGCUGCCCAUGACCAAGACCAGGACCCGACAGACACUGAGGAGGAUGAGGACGGCCCCGAAAGGGAGCCGGUCCCAGCUGGCAGAGACGAUGAAGAAGCCGAUGAUCACCCCCCAGAGCGCGAGACUGCUGGAGACCGAGUGGGGGUUCUCAACGAUACCAGCUCUGAAGAACAGCUCGAACUGCCACGCCUCUCUGGAAGCAGGUACGGAUUGCGGCCGGCCCCCCAAAGGGGAGCCGAAACGCGGCAUCGCAGUGCCCAAAGGGGCUACCAUCGCUCCAGAUCGCCGGUGCGAUCACCAGCGCCGAGAAGAAGCCCGAGUCGAAACCUCAAAAGCAAUGUCGCAGAUCUUGCGACACACAGGGCGAGUACGCGAGGACGGAUAUAUCCCCGUGACAGAGCUACUGCGGCACCCACGCCUCCGGCAGGCGGGCGCUACCCUGACAGACAUUCAGGAGGCGGUGCACGCCAAUGACAAGCAGCGUUUCCAGUUGUCAUGGCAAGGGCGCGGGCACGGUCGCGAGCUCCUUAUCAGGGCUACCCAGGGCCACUCACAGCAGCAAGUUCAGGACGACCUUCUUCUUACCCGUAUUACGGCCCCACAUGAGGUGCCGCUGGCGGUUCACGGAACAUACUUUCGACAUUACUCCUCGAUUUAUCACCAAGGCCUGCGAGCGGGAGGAGACCGAGGGCAGCGGGCCAGGAGACAUGUCCAUUUCGCCAUGGCCCUACCCAAAGAUCAACACAGGGCCACUUCUGGAAUGCGGAAAGAUGUCGAAAUCCUUCUUUAUCUCGACAUUCCACGGGCUCUCCGGGACAACAUGCGCCUGUAUGUCAGUACCAACUCGGUGGUGCUGACGGAAGGCUUCAAUGGAUGUAUUCCCAUCGACUACAUCAUGAAAGUGCAAUAUAUGCACCGGCAAUGUGCCAAUGACGUCCCAGGCACCCGGCCGCCUGAAGGCGGCCUUUGCCGCGAUUGGUCCUUUCUCACCCGACUCGCUGUCAUCAAGCUCCCACCUCGGCUCGGCCUCUACUUGGGAGCCGCCGCCGCUCCGGACAAAGCUCUCGCAACAGGUUAUCCUCUCGGUCUUUUCUUAGCAAGUUCGUGCUUGAUUGCUUCCAGUGCCUACGCUCUCAGCCGACAUGGUUCGCUGACUUACUGCAGCAUUUCUCCAUCAUGUAUCGCCCGGGAGGAGGGCCUAGGCAGCACUAUCGGCCCGACGGCUCCCGACGAACUUGCCAAACGAGCAGCACGAGCUGCGGCCAAAGCCCAUGGCACAGAUGGAGCUCAACCGCCCCAGUCAGUGCAAGUCGACGGCCCCGCCACGGGUGCCGGAGGAGUCGCAGGCUGCUGGUUCAUGGACACCGGUGCUGCCAAAGGCCAGGCUACCUCCUCCACCACCUGCCGGAGACGGCGACCGAAGCCAGACCAGCUUCUCCAAAAGGUCAGCUCCGAUGCCGGCGACCACUCCGACUACCACCACCACCGAUCAGGACAUCACUCAGGCGGCCCCCGAUGGGGAGCCGACCUCGACAACAUCAUUGACCCUGAGAAUGGAUGCUGGUCAACCGCAGAAAAAGCGUCGCAGCAAACAGUGCCGCCGCCAAACACUGCACCUGCCCUUGAUGCGCUGCGGCUCAAAUGGGACUUACUACUGCGGGUUCACGAGGCCGCGGCUGAACUUCAAGAUGCAGAUGUACCUCACCUUCUCCACUUAUACCAAGCGGCCGGCGGGUAUGCAGCAAGACACCAUGGCUUUCAUCUCAUGAGAGACAAGCUCAUGCAAGAGGGUGUCGUCGGCCCCUCAGGGGUGCCGCUACCUCUGCCUCCAGUGGGAAAUUACAUCCUCAGUCUCGGAGUGAGCAUCCUCGGCUUGCAGAGCAAUGGUUAUCUACCACAGAUCAGCAGCUCGAGCACGUGCGGGGACCUGGUUGAAGCCUGGUCACUGGCUCUCUGGGAAAGCUCCCGUCGCGAUCUGCUCGAACAACUUGGGGAGCUUUUUACGCUGUUGCACAGUCUGGCCCACUUGCUCUACAAGACCGUCUUUUCCGUGCUCGUUCCCUUUCGCCGCGAAGCGGUUCAAGGCACGGUGAAAGACAUGUGGACCAGUCGCCAAGUUGCCCUGCGCUAUGCGGUUGAUACAUUACGUCCCCUGACGGUUCCGGCCCAGAUUCGGCCCACUACUUGCACCUUCAUCGCCAAUUACGCAAACGUGGUCGCCAAGCCAAACGCGAGGUCCUUGACGAACAACUUCAGCAGGCUUGGCAAGCAGACAGGAAAACCGCCGGACCAGCCUGAGAACCUACGACCUAUAGCAUUGACGGAGGGAGGGUGCCGCAUCGUUGUCAAAGCCUUAACCAUGUCCAACAAAUCCUGGCGUCGCAACGUCUUACACUACGAGAACGUCGUCACACUGGUUCUCGAGCAAGAGCUGCGGGCGGCCCGUGUACCGGAGCCGGAGCUGGCAGUUAUCCUCAAUCUCCACCACUGCAUUGGCUACUGGCCUGCAAGCCAGGACCCCACAACUCGCGUGGCGAGUGAAAGGGGUGUGCGGCAGGGAUGCCCACUAGCACCGAGCUUAUGGACUCUCAUCACCAUCGCACUGUUUCGCGCGCUGGCAGGCGUCACCUCCGUCACAUGGCUGCAAGAGGACACCACGAUGUUCGCGGACGACCUACUACUCCAGUGGAUCGUCCACCGAGUUCAGGAUUUGGAGAAUAUGGUGGACAUCAUCGCCCACACCUUUCGGAUCCUAGCUCAGCUUGGCCUUCAAGUUCAGCAUCGGAAAACACAACUCAUUGUGGCAUAUAAAGGACGGCAGGCCACACAAUGGUGGCGAGCUCACACGGCCACCACUGCGGAGGGCCGCUUCCUGCUUAUACCCCAACCUGGCAGCAAGGCACUCCGCCUGCCCAUUGUGACUAAGCUGACGUACCUAGGCAUUAUCCUCUCCUAUGUGGAUGCCACCACUGCCACUGUUGACCACCGUCUGCAGGUAGCCGAAGCGCAGCGAGCUCGCCUUCUCAAGGUCCUCCACUCCCGCACACUGCCCACGACUAAGAGAGUCCAGCUCUGGCUAGCUUGUGUCCGGAGCUCUGAUCUGUAUGGUCUACACCUAGUCGACUUACAGCAAAGGCACGUAGUCCGGAUCACAGUCACCUUGGUUAGGCAUCUGAGGGCCAUCGCACGCAGCUUUGCGCACAUGACUCAGGAAUCUAGCAGAGCGCUGCUCGAGCGCCUGAACGUAGAGGACCCCUUACUUUCCUUGCUGCAACGGAGCCAAAAACUUCUUGUCAAGACUCGUGAUUCUAGCGAUCCCAUGGUUGCCAGGCCUCGGAUCAUACACUGGUUGGUUCAUAUCACUGAAUCCAAACUGGCGCUGACCUCACACCUGGACCGGACCGUAGCGGAGCCCUCGGUUAUUAGCCCGUCACCUCAAGAUGCUGACCUCCAGUCUGAGGAGAUCGCAGCUGCAUCUCCCACGCUCCUGCCCGGUGACUACGACAGCAACGGCCCCGACCCCGGUGGUGCCGUACACUGUGGAGCUUUUGCGGCAAUUCUGCACUACGUGCGGACAGUGGCUCGUAUCGGUCAAGAGCGUCAAGGGAGCCGGGGCAGCGACGUCCCAGACAAUCGCAAUGGACCCUCCAAGAUGCCUUCGGGAGAUCAUGCUCUGCUGCAUCGAGUUGCAAAGGCCCUCAUCGUCCAAGCGGACUAUCUGUCGCGCCUUCAGAGCGAUCACACUGUCAUCUUCACGUUUCGAACAGGCAACGGCCCACAGCUGAUGGUGCCGCUUCUCCAGGAGGUGGCAACAACUUGGCGCGAACAACGUCAGCAGAACAAGGUGACCCGCUCCUUGAAGCAAACUCUCAUCCAAUAUCUUGCAGCCGAACUAGUGACCAGGAUCAAUGCCUUCGCGGCCGACACCGAGUCCCAGAAGAAGGCCCAGGAACUAGGAUGGACCACGUCGGAGGGGGAGUUCAACUUCUUGGACUGGGACUUCGAGGACAAGAAGCUCGUCCCCCGGCAGGCGGAGACGCUCACCCACGAUCAGAUCCUCACAGACGCCAAGCGACUCAAGACCCUGCUGAAGAAUCCGGACCUAGUCUUGAAGUUCAGCGGAGGCCGCAACGCCAAGCCCGACUCGACAUCCGAGACAGCGACAUUUGUGUUGGAGCUGUCCAUGCAGCAACCAGAAGCAUCGGAGGCGAUGGCGAUCUUCCGGAAAUGGUAUGCCAACUCAGCGCUCCUGCUCCUCUCUCUCCGGCUCAAACCGGCCCGCCCAGAGCGGUCGCCGUUGAUCAAGGAGAUCCAGGAGGCUGUGGGUCCUGGACAUGAGAUCCAAUGGGCCACCUACGAGCUGGUGGCGGGGAUUUUACACCUGGGGCCCUCGCCCCAGCAAGGUGUCUGCAACUUCACGACCAGGAGAUGUGGCACCUGCAAGUGCACCGGGGAUUUCGGCCCCCUCGGGGAGACCGUCGGCCCCUUCGGGGCGAUGUACGUUACAGCUCUCGUUAGCCGCGCUGAAUUCAUUUCUGAAUUCGGCGUGUCGCCUACGCCGCGCAAGGGUAUCAGUGUGGAUCCCCCCUUGUGGUUGCUCCCUGGUCUCGGCUACGUGAGCUAG